Molecule: messenger RNA, 1686 nt
Organism: Lactuca virosa
Lineage: Eukaryota; Viridiplantae; Streptophyta; Magnoliopsida; Asterales; Asteraceae
Source: the annotation of a GenBank genome assembly
AUGCCAUGGACGGAGCUGAAAGAAAUGUUGAUGGCUGAGUACUGCCCCCGUGGCGAAAUCCAGAAGAUGGAGCAAGAGCUGUGGGAUCUCACCAUCCGAAACUCUGAUAUUGAUGCAUACAUAUCAAGAUUUAGCGAACUGUCAUUGUUGUGCCCUGGCAUGAUUACGUCAGAAGGAAAGAAAAUCGAACGAUUCAUCUGGGGAUUGACCUCCCCAAUUCAAGGAAAUGUAAUCGCUGCAAAUCCUGAAACCUUCGACAAUGCCAAGAGGUUGGCCAAGAAACUGUACGACCACAACAACAAAAAGGGCGAGAAGCCAGCAGAAAUUGAAGGCAAGAAGGAGAGUGACAACAAGAAGGGAAUGAACAACAAGAGAAAAGGGCGACAAGGCUCGGAGUCGACAAAGAAGCAACAAACAGUGACAGUCAACGCUGUAACCACCCAAGUACCCUUCACACCACAUGCUCCAGCCUCAGCUAAUCCAAGCGCUCCUAGGCAGUAUUAUGGGAAUCUCCCAAAGUGCAACAAGUGCAGUCUCCAUCAUAAUGGUGAAUGCAAGGAAAUGCAAUGCACCAGUUGCAAUCGGAAGGGUCACACGACAAGGUAUUGCAGGACCUAUCCACCCCAGAACCAACCAGAAGGAAACAACAACAACAAUAGCCGCAACAACAACAACAACAACAACAACACCAACAAUAGCUGCAAUAACACAGGAUCAAGCCCCAGCUGCUAUGGAUGUGGAAAGACUGGGCAUAUCCGUCGCAAUUGCCCCAACACCAACAACCCUGGGAACGGAGGAACGGGAAGGGUGUUAGCAAUGGGUCAAGGAGAAGCGGUUCAGGAUCCCGCUGUUGUUACCGGUACGUUUCUCCUAAACCACACUUAUGCAUGCAUCCUAUUUGAUACCGGGGCAGAACGAAGUUUUGUGAGCAAUAAAUUCAAACACUUAUUGAAACAACAACCCCAGAAGCUUAAUGAAACCUUCACGGUGGAAAUGGCUAAUGGGAAAACAGAAUCCACUGGGGAAAUCUACAUCGGAUGUACCCUGACUUUAAAUCAUCACGUCUUUCCAAUAAACUUAAUGCAUGUUUCCAUUAGGAGUUUUGAUGUGAUUAUCGGCAUGGAUUGGUUAAGCCCCCACCAUGCUGAAAUUAUGUGUCACGAGAAGGUCGUUCGCCUUCAUCUCCCAAAUCACGAAUCCCUAGUUAUUUACGGAGACAAACCCAGCACGAACCUUCGUCUCAUCUCGUGCAUUAAGGCACAAAAGUACCUACGAAAGAAGGACUUGACGUUUCUAGCUCAUAUAGUGGAUAAGUCCAAAGAAGAGAUCAAUAUUCGAAACAUCCCUGUGGCUUGUGAUUUCCCGGAUGUCUUUCCGGAGGAUCUUCCGGGGAUACCCCCAGAAAGACAAGUCGAGUUCCGAAUUGACCUAGUGCCAGGAGCUACUCCCAUCGCCAAAUCACCCUACAGAUUGGCUCCUGCGGAGAUGCAAGAGUUGUCCAGUCAACUCAAGGAGCUUUUGGACAAAGGAUUCAUCCGACCCAGCUUCUCACCUUGGGGAGCUCCGGUUCUCUUUGUCAAAAAGAAAGACGGUACCUUCAGGAUGAGUAUCGACUACAGAGAACUUAAUAAGCUUACCAUCAAAAACCGCUAUCCACUUCCGCGAAUCGACGAUCUAUUUGACUAG